Messenger RNA from Didymodactylos carnosus, 900 nucleotides. The record is from the annotation of a GenBank genome assembly. NCBI's taxonomy places the organism in Eukaryota, Metazoa, Rotifera, Eurotatoria, Philodinida, Philodinidae.
AUGUUAUACGAUGUGAUUUUUCUGGCAAUUAAACGUUUAAUGGGGCCAGAUUCAUCUAGUCAAACGAGUUCAUCAUCAUCUCACUCGCAACAAUCACCUCCUCAAAUAUCACCUACUCACAAUAACACAUCUUCGACAGCAACGAAUAAAUCUUCAAAUUCAUCAUUUAAGCCAUUAUGUCAAGGUUUACAAAAAAAAUAUGCGAAAGGUGUACAAUAUAACAUGAAAGUUGUUAUUCGUGGUGAAUGUAAUGUUGGUAAAACGACGCUAUGGUCUCGUUUACAAGGAAAUCAAUUUCACGAAGAUUAUGUCCCAUCUGAUGAAAUUAAAGUAGCGAACAUCAAUUGGAAUUAUAAAUCAUUUGAUGAUAUUGUGAAAGUUGAAGUUUGGGAUAUUGUUGAUAAAUCACGAAAAAAACGUAAAUUAGAUAAACCAUUAAAAUUAACGAAUCAAGAUGCACAAGAAGCAUAUGAAUUAUCAUUGGAUGCUGAAUUUUUAGAUGUUUAUAAGAAUACAUCUGGUGUCAUAUUUGUUUAUGAUAUAUGUAAACAAUGGACAUGGGAUUAUAUUGAACGUGAAUUACCCAAAGUACCAUCACAUAUACCCAUACUCAUACUGGGAAAUCAAAAAGAUUUAGAACAUCAUCGAAAAGUACCACAAGAUAAAUGUAAAAUGUUUAUUGAACAGUUUGACAGUCAAUUUAAACUAAUGCUCAUUAAAGAUAAAAAAAUAAUUAUACCACCAAAAAUGAGCAAUAUUAACCUUGUUUUACUUAAAGGAUGUUUUAUUCUAGGCGUAAUUAAAUUAGUCGAAUUUAUUGUUGGAAAUUGUGAUGAAGUGAAUGAUAAAUCUCUGAAAACAACAUUUUCACAUUCAACACGUUUACCUAAAAUCGUGUAA